AUGGCUUUUACAAAGAAUCAAAAGGCUCGUCAGAUCUUGGGUCUUGUCACACCCUUCAACUGUAUCUGCGCUGGUCUAGGUGCUGCGAGUAUCAUGCUUGUGAUUCUCGGUGGCGAAAGGGCAGAUGGAGACGACAAGGUCUCAUUUGUCGCAGGAGUGACCUUUCUUGCAGGCACAAUCGUACUGUCAGCGGUUUUGCCUGUACUCUUUACACUAUUGAAUUUUACAUAUCGACGCGAAAUGUAUGAAGUCGACGAGAAUGGCAUCGUGGUGCACAAAAGGUUUCCGAUUCUCCUCUGGACACUACCGGUUAUGAUAACCCUUUUCUGCGAUUCCAUUGAUUGA
Messenger RNA from Fusarium redolens, 345 nucleotides. RefSeq lists its product as uncharacterized. The coding region runs from base 1 to 345 and encodes 114 amino acids. The transcript has 2 exons. Lineage: Eukaryota; Fungi; Ascomycota; Sordariomycetes; Hypocreales; Nectriaceae. The record is from RefSeq and is a predicted model, not a curated record.